This is a messenger RNA of Fibroporia radiculosa, 1014 nucleotides long. RefSeq lists its product as uncharacterized. The transcript is spliced from 3 exons. NCBI's taxonomy places the organism in Eukaryota, Fungi, Basidiomycota, Agaricomycetes, Polyporales, Fibroporiaceae. Bases 1 to 1014 code for a protein of 337 amino acids. The record is from RefSeq and is a predicted model, not a curated record.
AUGGCGAAGGAAUACAAAUAUCUCACUCAGGAGGAUGUCGAGUUCUUCAUGGAGAACGGCUAUAUCGUGAUCAAACAGGCGUUUACACCCGAGAAGGCUGCAGAAUGGACGAAAGACAUGUGGGUGCGCCUAGGGCUCGACCCGACCGACAAGACCACCUGGGACCGCGAGCGCAUCCAUAUGCCCUGGCACAAGCGCGAACCCGUCGCCGCGUUCGCACCCAAGGCCUGGGACGCGAUGGCCGACCUCCUUGGUGGGGAGGAGCGCAUCGACCCACCGAGCAGCACGUGGGGCGACAGCUUCAUCGUGAACCUGGGCACGCCCGAACUUGAGGGACCCGACAAGUACAUCCACCCGACGGAUCUCGACAACUGGCACGUCGACGGGGACUUCUUCGUGCACUUCCUCGACUCGCCCGAGCAAGCGAUGCUCGUCAUCCCGUUGUUCUCCGACAUCAAGCCCCGCGGCGGCGGCACAUACAUCUCACCUGACGGCAUCGACCUCAUCGCACCGUACCUCGCAGCGCAUCCCGAGGGCGUGCUCCCCACAGGGCUCUCAUUCACGCCAUCAACGAGCACUGCGGCGGAGCCGAAGGACGAUCCGGAAUACUGGUCGCAUUUGAAGGAGAUCAAGCGGUGCAAGCGCUUCGUAGAGGUCACGGGCGAGAUCGGCGACGUGGUGCUCAUGCACCCGUUGAUGCUGCACACGGCAUCGAAGAACCACCUCCGUGAGGUGCGCGUUAUCACAAACCCGCCGGUAGGCUUGAAAGAACCGUUCAAUUUUGCGCGGGACGACCCGAGCGAGUACAGUCUAGUCGAGCUGAAGACGCUGAAGGCGCUUGGAGUGGACCGUUUCGACUUCAAACCGACUACGGAGAGGAGGCGUGUCACGCCGAGGCGCGUCUUGUUGCAGCAGAAGAUGUUGGAGGACGAACGGAAGAGGCUGGAGGAAUUAGCCAAAGCUGGCGCUAAUGUGGAUGUGGGAAGUGCUGCCCAGCCCAUUGCAGUUGCCUGA